CAAUGGCUGCAGCAAUAACUACUAAAAUGAAUGCUUUUGGAAUGGUUGACAAAGCUGACGAGAAUAGGAUGCGUGAAAUAAUACAAGAAUAUUUAAAUUUUUUGGAUGACAGCGGUGAAGAAAGAGUUUAUAUUAACAGAAUUGAGGACAUGAUAAGAGAUGAGACAGCGCGUUUAAUUGUUGAUAUAAACGAUGUCAGACUUAAAAUGAAGGAAAGAGCUAAUUCACUUUUGAGUUCAUUUGUAGACGAAAUAAUAGCUUUUGAACAUGCACUUAAAGAAAUUGUUUCAAAACUCGAUCCAGAUUAUGCAAAAGAAAAAGAUUUUCGUAUUGGUUUUGAAGGGUCUUUUGCUGAUCGUCAUUUAAAUCCUCGAACUUUGAAAUCAAGUUUCUUGGGAAAUUUGGUUUGUUGUGAAGGAAUAGUGACCAGAUGUUCUUUGGUUCGUCCAAAAAUUGUCAAAAGUUCUCAUUUUUGCCCUGCAACAAAGAAAAUUAUGGAGAAAAAAUAUACAGAUUUUACUUCAUAUGAAGCUAUUCCAACUAGUAAUGCUUACCCUAAAGAAGAUGAAAAUAAAAACCCGUUGGAAACAGAAUUUGGAAAAUGUGUUUAUAAAGACCAUCAAAUAUUUUCUAUGCAGGAAUUACCAGAAUCUGCUCCUCCUGGAAGUCUUCCAAGAAAUAUUGAUAUUAUUGCCGAUGAGGACUUGGCAGAUCGUUGCAAGCCUGGUGAUCGUAUUCAAGUUAUUGGCCUAUUCCGUGUUUUGCCAAAUAAACAGGCGGGGAUGUCUACUGGAAAUUUUAGAUCUGUAUUAAUUGCCAACAAUGUCCAACUUAUGAGCAAAGAUUUAUUACUUAAUUUUGAACCUGAAGAUAUUAAACAAAUUCGUAAAAUGAGUCGACAUAAAGAUAUUUUUGAAUUAUUGGCACGUUCAUUAGCUCCUUCAAUUUAUGGACAUGACGAAGUUAAAAAAGCCGUUUUAUGUCUUUUACUUGGUGGAUGUGAAAAAAUUCUUGAGAAUGGAACAAGACUUCGAGGGGAUAUAAAUAUUUUACUUAUUGGUGAUCCUUCUGUUGCUAAAAGUCAAAUUUUGAGAUAUGUAAUUCAUGCCGCUCCAAGAGUUGUUGCAACAACUGGAAGAGGUUCGUCAGGUGUUGGUUUAACAGCUGCUGUACUUCACGAUCCUGACACUGGUGAGAGAAAAUUGGAAGCUGGUGCAAUGGUGUUAGCUGAUAGAGGAAUUGUCUGUAUUGAUGAAUUUGAUAAGAUGACUGAUAUUGACAGAACAACAAUUCACGAAGUUAUGGAACAAGGAAGAAUUUCAAUUUCUAAGGCUGGAAUUCAAGCAAAAUUAAAUGCUAGAUGUUCAGUUUUGGCAGCAGCUAAUCCAGUUUUUGGACGUUAUAAUCUUUAUAAAAAUCCUAUGGAAAAUAUUGGAAUGCAAGAUUCUCUUCUUUCUAGAUUUGAUUUGAUCUUUGUUAUGUUGGAUGAACAUGAAGUUGAGCGUGACCGAAUGCUUGCUGAAAGCGUAUUAAAGCUACAUCGUUAUCGAGCACAAGGAGAGUCAGAUGGUGCUGUACAACCAAUGGGAACAACUUUAGAAAAUCGUACAACAUUCAAUACUGAUGGAUCCUCUGAAAAUUCAAAAGAAAUUUAUGAAAAAAAUCGUGAAUGGACUGCAAUGGAGGAAAGAGAAAAAAUUCUCAGCACUCAUUUUAUUCGUAAAUAUAUUUAUAUGGCAAAAGAAUUAAAACCAGUAUUGAGUGAAGAAGCAUCAACAUUUAUUUCUGAGCGUUAUACAGAAUUGCGUUCUGCAGAUAUGGGAAGGACUGACAUGGAAAGAACAAUGCCAGUAACUGCUCGUCAAUUAGAAACAUUAAUUCGACUUUCGACAGCUAUAGCAAAAUCACGUUUGGCAAAAAUAAUUGAAUUAAAAGAUGCUAAAAAGGCUUAUGAAUUGUUAUAUUUUGCAUGUUUCAAAGAAAAAUCAAAAGAGCGUUUAGAAUAUGAAGAACAUAAACAAAAGAGACAACAGUCAAAUAUUCGAAAUAAUUCAAAAAGUCCAAAUGAAGUUGAAAUUGAAGAAGAAAUUGAAGGGAAUGAUGAGCAGGAAUCAACAACUACAAAAGAGACAAGUACUCGAUCAAGCCGUUAUGCCAAAAGAAAAUUGACAGUUUUUGAAGAGGAAGAGGAGGAGGUAGAAGAAGAAGAAAAUAAUGAAGGUGGAAAAACUUCAACAGAGCAGCAACAACAGCAACCAGCAAAACGUCCAAAAAUCCCAGCUGUUAUUUCUGUUGAUCGUUAUAAAAAAUUGAAAGGAUUUUUAAGAAGAGCUUUUGAUGAUUUAAAUAUUUCAGCAAAUGAAUUGGCAAAUUUGGAAGAAAUUGAAAAAUAUAUUCAAAAAUUGGCAGAAAAUCAACCAUUUACAAAAGAUGAAUUUAAAGCAGCUUAUGACCAAUUAUCUGGAGAAAAUAUUAUUUUUAUUGAUGAUGAACAAAUUAUGCUUAUUUGAAAAAUGGGGAAUAAUUGGAUAUUUUGUGGGUUUAUUUUAAAUUAUUUUUUUAUUUAGUACAGUCAGACCUCGUUUUUUUGGAUACUCUCAAAGGUGGAUACUCUUCAUGUUAAGAAAUUGUUUUUAAAAAAUUUGGAUUUUUAUUAGGUGGAGGGGGAAGCUUAAUAAGGUGGAGGGCAAGCUGAAUAUCCUCCUACUUGUAUUUUUCCCCAUAGCUUCUAUUUAAUGUACACCCUCUCCUUAAACAAUAUCCAAAUAUGUAUAAAUCACAAAAGGAGAUAUUUUGUAAUGAGGUCAGACUGUAUCCCCUAAAAGGGGUUUAAAAAAUUCAAAAAAAACCCCUGAUAACUUUUAACAAUUUUCACUUUUUUUAUUAAAAAUAUAAUAAUUUCAACAUAAACAAUAACCAAAAUUACUUUAUAUUUUUUAACUUAUUUCCUGGCAAUUAUUAUUCUUUUACAAUUAUAGGAGGAGGGGGGAUUAGUUUACAAAAAAAAUAUUCUAGAAGGACGUGGGUAUAUAAAAAUGGGAAAAUGAAUUUUAAAAAAUUCUAUAAAUAUAAAGUUACAUUUACAAAAGGGAUGGGGUAUUUUUUUUCUUCACGGAAAAAUAUUCUAAAAAAUAAUAAUUUUUAAAAAUCCUUUAAAAAUUUUUUAAACUGGUACUUGAACUUUAUUUUUUAAAAAAAUAUAGAAUAUUUCAAUUGCCUUUCUCUACUUCUUUUUAAAAAUUAUUAAAGAAGAAACCAAAAAGUAGAAGGAAUAUUUAAAAAAAUAUAAAUUUAUUGAGUGUCCCCUUGGGCGCCUUUUUCCGUUAUUUGUAGUUUUUCUAUAUCCACAGCUUCAGUUCACUUCCUUUUUAUUUCUUUUUGGGCUUUUGCAUAGGUCGAUUGAAAAGCUUUUACUUAUUGACAGUCGAGAAAAGGUAGAGAGAGGUAGAAAGAAAGGUGAAAGAGAGAAAGAAAAAUAGUUGGGAGUUGUUUAGGUUAGCUUGACAUAAUGUUUUACGGACCAAAUGCCACUAGGAAGAAAUUUUUACAAAAUGGCAUAAAAUUUUAUUGAAUGUCGUUUUGUUAAGUUGGUAUUUUGAAUUAAUUUUUUGAGAAAGUGUGGCCACAACAAUAUAUAGGUGAAAGGGGAAAAAAUUUGGGAGAAAGACGUUAUUGAAGAGAGAGGUUGAAUAAGAAAAUAUGUAAAAAUAAAAAUAAAGGUAAGUCCCGAGAACAGUUUUUU
Messenger RNA from Meloidogyne enterolobii, 3742 nucleotides. The record is from the annotation of a GenBank genome assembly. Lineage: Eukaryota; Metazoa; Nematoda; Chromadorea; Rhabditida; Meloidogynidae.